GAAGUGCGAGCCCGUCAGAGGCUGCUGGAAUGGAGGAGGGAGCUGCUUCUGGUGGAUAGGUCACAUACGGGAUUGUCAGGACAAAACGAGGGGAGAGGAGUGGAACCAUUCACAGGGAAGUCGGGAAAUUUCCGUUGCAGGAUGGAGGGGGGUCGAGGUUGGCUCCCGAUGUGGGUCUCUAUCUCGGUGUGGGACGAGGGCUUCUGGCUGCCACACAACGUAACCAGAGCUCAGUUGGAGAACUCCCAGAACCCGAUCUACCCCCGACUCAAGGACCUGUACUUUCUGGUGCCGUGGACUUGGGCGAUCUACAUGUUGCGGCUGCUUUUCGAAAGGUUUGUGGCAACACCGGUUGCCAGGGCACUGGGAGUGAACUGCAACCCCAUCCAGAAGGCACAGCAGAACAUUGUACUGGAGAAAGUCUUCAAAGACAUUACCACGGAGCCCGGCAAGAAGCACCUGAGCCACUUGGCAAAGCAGCUGGACUGGGAGCCCAGGCAGGUGAUGCAGUGGUUCAAGCUCCGGAGAUACCAGGACCGGCCCAGCCUCCUGACCAAGUUCUGCGAGAGCAUGUGGAAGUUUGCGUUCUACCUCUGGGCCUUUGUGUUUGGCUUUUAUUACCUGUCAAAGAGUCCCUGGCUUUGGGAUUCCAGGGAAUGUUGGAACAAGUACCCCUUUCACGAACUCUCACUUGAAAUCUACAUCCAUUACAUGACGGAGUUCGGCUUCUACGGGUCUCUGAUCUUCUCCCAGUUUUUCGACGUGAAAAGGAAGGACUUUGUGGUGAUGUGCAUCCACCACCACGUGACCAUCCUGCUGCUCACCAUCGCGUACGUGGCCAAUAUGAUUCGAGCCGGGGCCAUUGUCCUUCUCCUGCACGACGCGGCUGACAUCUUCUUAGAGCUCGCUAAAAUGGCAAACUACGCCAAGUGGCAGAGGCUGUGUAAUACGUUCUUCCUGCUGUUCGCCGUGGUGUUCAUCGUGACCCGGCUGAUAAUCUAUCCCAUCAAGAGUGUCAGGUCGGUGUUCUACGAGAGCUGGGAGAUCAUCGGGCCCUUCAGGAUCUGGGGCUUCAUCAACUUGCUGCUGCUCACCCUCCAGGUCAUGCACAUCUACUGGUCCUACCUCAUCAUCCGAAUGGUCUUCAAAGCGUUUCACAAGGGAAAGGUGUCCAAAGAUGACCGAAGUGAUGUAGACAGCAGCUCAGAGGAAGAAGAUCAACCGGACGCACGGAAAACACAGUGACGGUCCUUGUUUUUUUUUUUAGCGCAGUGACUCGAUGGAACCAAGUACUUCUCAGGAUUCAAGUGUGUCUUAAACAAAAAGAAAACAAGAGGCUUUUUUUUUUACAAAAAAAAAGCGCGAGAGAGAGAGAGCGAGAGAGAGAGAGAGAGACGGUCAAGAUCGCAUUUGCUCAUUAGGAUGUUUAUUUUGUAACGUGUUCGUUUGGACAAAAAAAGGAAAUGUACAUUGGACUGUUUAUAUACCUGAUCAAAACAAAUUAAAAUAAGAUUUUUUUUUUCUAGGGCGGAAUAUUACACUGUAAUUAAAACUCUCCCAAAGAACAAUUAAGGAUUUUUUUUUUUGGACCUGCUUUGCUGGAAACCUUUUUCUUCCUUUUGACUUCUGCAAAUAAAACUUUACCUGUUUCGA
Molecule: messenger RNA, 1653 nt
Organism: Callorhinchus milii (elephant shark)
Lineage: Eukaryota; Metazoa; Chordata; Chondrichthyes; Chimaeriformes; Callorhinchidae
Product: ceramide synthase 6-like
Exons: 12
Coding region: 142-1245 (367 amino acids)
Biological process (GO): ceramide biosynthetic process
Cellular component (GO): membrane
Molecular function (GO): sphingosine N-acyltransferase activity; DNA binding
Source: RefSeq, a predicted model, not a curated record